Messenger RNA from Trichoplusia ni (cabbage looper), 1927 nucleotides. Its product is annotated as coiled-coil domain-containing protein 130 homolog. Gene Ontology annotation, biological process: mRNA splicing, via spliceosome. NCBI's taxonomy places the organism in Eukaryota, Metazoa, Arthropoda, Insecta, Lepidoptera, Noctuidae. The coding region runs from base 108 to 1292 and encodes 394 amino acids. The record is from RefSeq and is a predicted model, not a curated record. The transcript is spliced from 4 exons. Gene Ontology annotation, cellular component: U2-type spliceosomal complex; post-mRNA release spliceosomal complex.
UGACAUUUUUGUUGUGUUUUAUAAUUUCAAUUGAUUUUAUCAAUAUCACGAUACAAUUACCGUAAAGAAAAUAUAGUUGACUACUGUACCAAAACAAAGCCUAAAAAAUGGGUGAACGUAAGGGGCAGAACCUCUACUAUCCCCCGGACUACGACCCUAAAGUCGGGGGAUUAAACAAAUUCAUGGGCACUCAUGCUCUGAGAGAAAGAGCCCGGAAACUUCACAUGGGGAUACUGAUCAUCCGGUUUGAGAUGCCAUAUAACAUCUGGUGCGACGGCUGUAAGAACCACAUAGGUAUGGGGGUCAGGUACAAUGCUGAAAAGACGAAGAUAGGAAUGUAUUACACCACUCCGGUGUAUCAAUUUAGAAUGAAGUGUCAUCUGUGCGACAAUCAUUUUGAAAUCAAAACUGAUCCUGGUAAUUUAGACUAUGUAAUAGUGUCUGGGGCAAGGCGUCAAGAAAACAGAUGGGAUCCAGCGGAGAAUGGCCAGAUUGUAGCUGACACAACGGAGACACAGAAGAAGCUUUUUGAUGAUGCCAUGUUUAAGCUGGAGCAUAAGACGGGAGAUGAGGAUGCUGCGAAGCUAGACAAACCCAGACUUGGACGGCUUGUCGGCAGGAAUGAAUCUGUGUGGAAAGAUGAUUAUGAUGCUAACUGUUCCUUGAGAAGGAAAUUUAGAAAAAGAAGAAAGGAACUGGAAGAGGCAUCAGUAAACGACAGUCUCCUACUCGCCAAAUCUUCUCUAGACAUCAGUCUGCUACCAGAAAAUGAGGAUGACAGAAACAUGGCUUCCUUACUCUCCCUUAGACCCUCAAAGAGCAUAGAAGAAUCCCAAUCACAUGUUAGAAGUAAGAUCCUCAAUACUCCAGCAUUACCCAGUUCUAGUGGACUUCUUACAAGCUUUGGUGGACUUAAAAAAGAAGAAUCAUUAGCUAAAAGCUCUUCUUUAACUAGACAUGCGUUAGGUAUCACAAUAAUAAAGAAAAAGAAAAUUGAAAAGGAGGUCGCAAAUGAUGAUCAUUUAAGUAAAGAAAUACAUGUAACAGACAAUGGAAAACUUGGUAAAGAAAUUGAAUCUAAAGACCUAGGAGUUAAAGAAGAAAAUGCGAUGGCAGCAAGAGAUGUAGUGAAAGGUAAUGAUGAUGUAAACACGGGAAAUGAUUGUAAAGUAGAUGAUAAAGAUAUAAAAGGAAACAAUGUAGAUGAUAAAAAGGAAGAAAUAGAAACGAAAGAUAAAAAGAUAUCACUGGUUUGUGAUUACAGCUCAAGUGGGGAGAGUUCUGAGGGUUAAACAGUAAGCUUAAGUGUCAAGGAAAAAUGGACUCUAUCACUCUACUUUAAAGUACAGCUGACAAAAACACAAUGUAAUACAAAGGCAGUCAGUUGCUUAAUUUGCAGCAUUUUUAUGUCAAAGACAUAAGGUUGAAUUUCAUGAGUUUUCACCAUUAUUGUUACUUGUUAUUUACCAUGUGAAUGACUAAGAGAGUUUAAACUUUUAAAAAGAUACUAUUAUGCAUAGCAACUAAAGUUAUGAUUUAUUUAUUUAUUAAUCCUUCUUGAUGGACUUCAAAUGUUUUUAAUUAAUUUUUGUUUUCAUUGUAAAUAUCAAUGAAGUAUCAUCAUGUUUGCCUGAAUUUACGAUUUUGAAAACAUGCUACUAUUGUUUGGCUUAGCAAGCAUAGGUUGCGUCUUCCUAUUUGCAUAUAUAAGGCUAGUUCACAUGAAUUAAUUAAGAGUUAACGCAUAUUAUUUACCAAGUAAGUAAAUCGAAUUGAGUUAAAAUCAGAUUAUUUAUUAACAGUAUUCCACUGUUAACUAAAAGAGCACCUGAUGAAAUAUGCAUGUAUAAAAAUCCAGACAAAUUGUAAACUAAAAGAAAGCAAGAAUAUGUAUAUUUACACGAAACGAAUAAAAAUACCAACAUCA